AAAGACAGAAAGCAAAAGAGAAAACACUGAUAUAAUAUAAUAGGUCCUGAAGACCUACUUUGUUCUCGAUAGUUCAUGGAGAAACUAUCCUUUCUAUAUAUUUGUGUCCAGUGCUUAAUUUAGUUUCUGCAAUCUUAUUUAUUAUGCUGGUUUUAUAACACGUUAUCAGCACGAAUCUCUAGCCUACUGAGAAAGAUAAUGUCGAACUAGACAAAAUUGGAAUUUGCAGCACUCGAUAUUUCAGGAAGAAAUUAUUUAUCAUGGAUUCUUGACAUUGAAAUUCACCUCGAUGCCAUGGAAAUAGGAGAAACGAUUAAAACUGGUAAUGACGCGUCCUUGAAAGAUCGCGCCAAAGCAAUGAUAUUUAUUCGCCACCACCUCCACGAAGACUUGAAGUCCGAAUACCUUACGGUUAAGGACCCAUUAACCUCAUGGAAUAAUCUGAAGGAAAGGUACGGGCACUAAAAAGCAGUGAUACUGCCAAGAGCUCGUUAUCACUGGUUAAAUUUAAGGGUGCAAGAUUAUAAAUCUGUUAGCGAGUAUAACUCCGCUCUAUUCAAGAUAGUUUCGAUCUUGAAAUUAUGUGGUGAAACUAUCAUUGAAAAAGAUAUGUUGGAAAAAACUUUUACCACUUUUCAUGCAAACAAUUUGCUCCUGUAGCAGCAAUAUAGAGAGCGUGGGUUUGAGAAAUACUCAGAUUUAAUUUCCUAUCUCCUGGUUGCUGAACAGAAUAACAAGUUGUUAAUGAGGAAUCACGAGUCUCAUCCAGCUGGCUCUAUACCAUUCCUAGAAGCGAAUAGAGUCUCCUUUCCCAAUCAAGGACGAGGUCGUGGCCGUGGUCGUGGGCAUGGGCGUGGUAGCCAUAACCAUCAAGUCCAUGGAGGAUAUGUUCAUAAAUCAGGUAAGAAACCAGAUAUUCCCCUGGAGUGGAAUAAGUGGACUAGACCAGAAGUGUCUGCAAGAAAAGGGAAGAAUUUAGAAAAUAAGCCUCCCAGGAAUUCUGAGGACUCCUGCUACAGAUGUGGAGCGAAAGGACAUUGGUCGCGUACCUGUCGUACGCCGAGGCAUUUGGCAAACCUUUACCAGGCAUCUAUCAAAGGAAAGGAAAAGGAAAUUGAAACAAACUUCAUUGAUCAAAUGCAUAAUAAUCAACCUGACCUUUUUGAACCUUUUGAUAUCUCGUCUUUUGAUAUCUCUGAGUAUAUCGGUGAACCAAGUGGAACGAAAAAUGAUCUCUAUGAUGAAAACGACUACCCCGAAUGGUCCCAGCAGUUAGACUAAAUUAUUAUUUCCUACUUAUAUUGCAUGUAAUAAACUUGAAUGUGUGUUUAUGUUUUUAAUCAUGUUGUAAGAAAUAUGUCAUGUU
Molecule: messenger RNA, 1366 nt
Organism: Rhododendron vialii
Lineage: Eukaryota; Viridiplantae; Streptophyta; Magnoliopsida; Ericales; Ericaceae
Exons: 2
Coding region: 745-1281 (178 amino acids)
Molecular function (GO): zinc ion binding; nucleic acid binding
Source: RefSeq, a predicted model, not a curated record